Athalia rosae (coleseed sawfly) is the source of this 3528-nucleotide messenger RNA. It is a transcript of the gene GCS1, whose product is annotated as mannosyl-oligosaccharide glucosidase. NCBI's taxonomy places the organism in Eukaryota, Metazoa, Arthropoda, Insecta, Hymenoptera, Athaliidae. The transcript has 4 exons. Gene Ontology annotation, molecular function: Glc3Man9GlcNAc2 oligosaccharide glucosidase activity. Gene Ontology annotation, biological process: oligosaccharide metabolic process; protein N-linked glycosylation. The record is from RefSeq and is a predicted model, not a curated record. Gene Ontology annotation, cellular component: endoplasmic reticulum membrane. Bases 289 to 2727 code for a protein of 812 amino acids.
AACAUACUUCGCGCAUGACACCACGCGUCGGGGUAAACGGCGGGCGUACAUACGUGGAUGUUUUUAUUAUUUUGAUAAGCGAAAGGAUUGGGCAACGAGUAUUAUCGCACCUGAUUUUUGCCCGAGAAAAUCCACGUCUCUAAGCUUUCGGUAUCGUCGAAUAGCUCUGGCUGGUAAAUUACAUCUCAACGUAACGACUUUCUAUUAACGAUCAAAUAAAUAUCUGCUUAACACCGACUUUUAGCCGGUCUGCUUCGCCGACUAUUAAAAUCACAAAUUACACCCAACAUGGCCCGGACAAAGCAUCAGGAAAAACCACCAAAGCCAAAGGCAAAAUCGAUAGGCACCAAUGAAAACAAGAAGGAGUAUUCGACCAAGAUACCGAUGCUCAAUAGUAUUUUAGCUGUUUUGUGCAUUCUAGUUGCGGCAUGGUUCAGCUACAAGGGUUACCUCGAAACCCGUGUCAAUACCCCUUUUGAUACAGAGAAGCUUGUUAUUGAAACGGGAUUGGAUGUACCAGAGAGAUACUGGGGGACCUAUAGUUCUGGAAUUUACUUUGCAUUGAAAACUAGAGAUCCUCAUUCCCUGGUAACCGGUUUAAUGUGGUACUUUCCGCAGCAUCUGAGGCAAGGUGGAGAGGGAUUCAGACACUGGUGUGAACAAGGAGACAGACUGGACAGAUAUGCUUGGUUGGAGCACGAUGGGAGGAAUUUUGGAAUACAAGAAAUCUUGGAUGGAGGAGCAGUUAUCAAAACAUCAUUUGUAAAAAAACUUGGAGGCAGCCAUGGUGGAGACUGGACAGCAAGGAUUGCAGUAUCAUCUGAGCAAAAAGAACGCGAUGGAGAAGAAAUUUCUCUACUCUAUUACACCGCAAUCGAGGAAAAGACUAAAGGCUGGAUCAAAGCAGCUAGCGGAGGUGAUGAUAAGUUGACCGGGGUCACAGGGGAAACCGAUGGGUUAGGUACUUUCAAGUUAGAUAUAAAUCCAAUAAGUGGAGUGGUGGAGGAGCAUUCUUAUCUGGUGACUGCAGCCCCAGGCUUACAUGUUUUGAAGGAAACAGUCCUGCACAAUUUGCAACUGGCAUCCCAAAAAGUGGGUUCAAAGAGGAGAAUCAUUUUGGGGGGUGAGCAGCUACCGCUAGACACAAAGGGUAAAGAGGUACAGCCAAAUUUCAUAGUCUCGCAAGUAACCGCAAAGAUUCCCUUUGAGUUUGAGGUCACCUUUGAAUCCGGGAGUUUUUUGGAUCGUGGUGAAAAACUCACUGGAAAAACUUACGAUACAACUUUAGAGAAGCAGAGAAAAGUGUUCAAUGAUAAAUUUGAGAAGGUGUUCAAACUGAAAUCCAAAGGGUUCAAAGACGACGAAAUCAGCUUUGCCAAAAUGGCAUUUUCGAACAUGAUUGGGUCUAUUGGCUACUUUUAUGGCAGCUCACUUGUACAAAGUGAGUACACAAAAGGCUCUGUUCCUUAUUGGAAAGCCCCCUUAUACUCUGGAGUACCGAGCCGUAGUUUCUUUCCCAGAGGCUUUUUGUGGGAUGAAGGAUUUCAUGGUCUCCUAAUUUCUGCAUGGGAUCUAGACAUCGAGUUGGAUAUAAUUUCUCAUUGGUUUGACCUCAUGAACGUAGAGGGUUGGAUACCAAGAGAGAUGAUCUUAGGUCAAGAAGCUCUGGCAAAAGUGCCAGAGGAGUUCAUCACUCAGGUAAACACGAAUGCAAAUCCACCCACAUUCUUCCUUACGCUUCAGUCGAUUCUGAAACGCUACAACGGGGAAUUUAGCGAAAAGAAUAUUCAAGCACUGGAAAGAUUGUAUCCCAGAUUGCAGACCUGGUUUGACUGGUACAACACAACCCAGACUGGAGAUUUGCCUGGAACCUAUCGAUGGCGUGGUAGAGACCCAACUGCAAUCCGGGAGGUAAAUCCGAAAACGCUAACCUCUGGGCUGGACGAUUAUCCUAGAGCAUCACAUCCAAACGUUGAUGAGCGUCAUGUAGAUUUAAGAUGUUGGAUCGCGUUUUCGGCUAAUAUAAUGGCCCAGAUUUCGGAGGUAGUUAAACGGCCAGGUUGCAAAUACUCGGACACCUUUAGCUACCUUUCUAACAACGACAUCCUGAAUAAACUCCACUGGUCUCCAGGAGCAAGACGUUACUGCGACUAUGGGUUACACACGGAUAAAGUUGUUCUUCGACGGCCCAAGCCACCACCUAGGUCGCAUUCUCCGACUUCGGAGAUGAUCAGAGUAGUUUUGGAGGAUCCUACGCUUCGUUACGUGGACACGACAUUUGGUUACGUAUCUCUAUUUCCAUUUAUUCUAGAGUUAAUUGAACCAAAUUCUCCACAGUUGGGAAAGAUUUUGGAGGACCUGACGAACCCCGAUUUGCUUUGGACAAAUUAUGGUUUAAGAUCCCUGGCGAAGAAUGCACCGCUUUACAUGGGAAGAAAUACGGAACACGACCCUCCCUACUGGCGUGGAGCUAUAUGGAUGAACAUAAACUACCUGGUGGUCAGGUCUUUGAAGCACUACUCCAAAUAUGAGGGACCCCAUCGAGCUAAGUCGCUCAAGAUCUAUAACGAACUCCGCCAAAAUUUAAUAAGGAAUGUUAUUUCCAAGUACAAACAAUCCGGUUACAUGUGGGAAAACUACGGCGACACACAUGGGGAGGGUAAAGGGAGCCAUCCAUUUACAGGAUGGACUUCGCUCAUUGUCUUGAUAAUGUCUGAACUUUACUAGGAGGUGUUUAAAAUUCGGAGUGAUGUGAAAACCGUUGAUAAAAGACCUUUGGUAAAUAACCUAACUAGUAAUUAGCUAUAUCUAUAUUAAAUAAUGUAGUGACAUAUCAAUUUCAAAUAUGAAUCUUCAUUAGUGAAUUUUAGGAGCUAUAUUCUAAAAUCAGGCAAAAGUAUAUUGCAAAGUUGUUAUAAUGAAAUGCUUGUUUGCCUGAAGAAACUGAGCAGAUAAUUGAAUAGAGAACCAAUUUCAUAGACAUAAACCAAUUCAAUGCUAUUAUUAAGUAAACUUAAGAGACCUUGCGCUACGAUGUUAUAAAGAAAUAUAUAUUAUCUCGAACAGUCUAGCAACCUCUCUGAUGCACUUGCUAGUUCUCAAAGUUGAAUUUUUGCUCGAAUAUAGUAGGUGAUGGUAAAACGAUUACCGUAUUCAUAAUUUUAACAAACUGUACUCAAUUUCCAAGUUAUACAAUGCUAAUCUAUCUCUCUUUCUCUCAUUACUCAUUAUCAGUCAGAAAAAUGAACGAAAUUUUAAAAGAUGCUCAAACAAGUAAUCGCAGCGCAUCGCCUUUGAACUGUGUCUUUGUAAACCUUAUAGGUUUACACUACAUACAUUGUAUGUAAGCUUGUACAUAGCAAACGGAGAGAAAAACCAAAGGAGUACUCUUAAAAAUCCUGGCUGUGAGUUGUUAAACUUUCUACUAGUACGAGCUUUUAUAUAUUAUAAUUGAAGUCCGUUUCAAUGUUCGUGUUCUCUACACUCUUGUAAUAUCGUUCCGUUGUAAUAAAAAUCUUAUUUUCAAAA